Molecule: messenger RNA, 1021 nt
Organism: Cuscuta epithymum
Lineage: Eukaryota; Viridiplantae; Streptophyta; Magnoliopsida; Solanales; Convolvulaceae
Source: the annotation of a GenBank genome assembly
AAUCAUAUAAACAAAGAUAGCAAAGAAUUUCACAAGAUUUUUCAAUCUUGAAACCCAAAAUACUCCCAGAAUCAUAUCAUACGAAGUAUCUUUGUGAGUGUCUCAUAAGAUUCAUUGAGGUAGUUGCUAGAUAUCGUAAGAGAUAUACGAAGUACUUGUAUAAUAAUGGAGAAGACGUCAACAAAAAAGAUUAUAAGUGGUGGUAGGUGUGCAGCUUGCAAGCAACUUAGAAGGAGGUGCCCAUCAAAUUGCAUAUUUUUGCCAUAUUUCCCCCCUAAUGAUCCUCAAAGAUUUGCUUUCGUUCACAAAAUCUUUGGUACUAGCAACGUUGAAAUGAUGCUCCAGCAAGUAGAAGAGCAUGAGCGAGCAGACGUGGCAGAAUCCUUGUACUAUGAGGCACAUUGUCGGAUUAAGGAUCCAGUUUAUGGUUGUGCUGGAAUAAUCACUAUUUUAUGUGACCAAAUUUCCAAUCUUGAAUGUCAAUUGGCCAGAGUUCAAGCUCAGAUGCAAAUCCUGAAAGCACAGCAACUAGGGCCAUGUUUGGAAGACCCGCAACCUCAAUUCUCACAACAUUUUCCCUUGAACAACUUUAGGUUAUAUGGACAGGCCAGGAAAGCUCUUGUGAUAAAAGGUACUCUCAUAAAAACCCUCCUUAGUCCUAACUUUGUCUGAUCUUAAGCCUGAAUUGUAGGGAAUUUCCACCUUCUUUCUUGGAAGUUGUCAAGAGACAUAUAACACCUCUAGAAAGGAGCUAUCAAACACAUGAACAUGGAAGGAGAUAUGGAGAUAACUAGGAAGCUUGGAUGCAACUUCCUCGUCUCCAACCUAGCCUAUAAAUAGAGUGUUCUAUUGUUGUUCAUUGUAUCAGUUUUAGAAAGUGAGAAAAGUGUGUGAAGAGUGAAAUACACUUAGAGUAGAAGUGUAUUGGUGAGGAUUGGUUUUUUGUAAUAGUUGAGUGUGAGAGUUUGCUCCUAUUGUAAUUCUGUUCUUGAUAUUGAAUAGAAGAAUUUUCCAAUCCCAA